This is a messenger RNA of Cryptococcus wingfieldii CBS 7118, 1152 nucleotides long. RefSeq lists its product as hypothetical. Bases 1 to 1152 code for a protein of 383 amino acids. NCBI's taxonomy places the organism in Eukaryota, Fungi, Basidiomycota, Tremellomycetes, Tremellales, Cryptococcaceae. The transcript has 7 exons. The record is from RefSeq and is a predicted model, not a curated record.
AUGUCCCCUAUCAACAUGUUUACCAUCUCCCUCGCCCCUCACCAGCCUUAUACCCUCUCAUACCACCUGUCCACCCCGUCCAACCAGGUGGCAGAGACCAUCGACCCGGCGUAUCCUACCAUCUUGUUUUGUCAUCCGCCUUGGAUUGACGGGUACAUCUUUUAUCCGCAAUUUGAAGAACCAGCGCUGCAUGAGAAUUACAAUCUGCUCGCUAUCGACUUGCCCGGCCACGGUUCGAGCCAUGUCGAUUCUGCGCCUUCUGCGAGGUAUGAAUGGCACCGCGCGGCCGAGGCCAUCUAUUUCGCCCUCGAAGCGCUGAAUGUCGCGCCAGUCCAUGUCGUCGGCGUCGGUUCCGGCUGCCUCAGUGCCCUGCGCCUCGUCCUCGCUCACCCAGAAUCUUGUGAAAACCUGGCACUAGUCGGGCCCCUGACAGAGCACGAACCUGUCGCUCUAGAUGAAGCCUUCAAAGAAUGGAUCGACUCGCUCAAGGCGGCAGUGGCUGAGAAAGACAAGGAGGCGAUCUAUGCGCUCAACAAGUUUUCGAUCGACUUUUUGACGGAUCAGGAGGGGAAUCCUGUGAUUGCGGAUUUGGCGGAAGAGUAUGGGCAGAUGGCGGAGGCGAGGCUGGACUCUGGCGAGAUGGAGUUUGCGUUACCGUAUUACUGUGAUUUGUUGGAGGCGAGGAAUGAGCUGCCUACGCAAGAAGAGAUCGAACAGCUCUUGUGUCCUCUUUUGGUCAUUGAACAAUCCUUCAUUGACAAUCCUACGCCUCCUGCCAAUAUCUACACCAAGGCUAUCGACGCUAUCAACGCACGAAAGUUCCGCGAGGGGAGGGUCUGUUCGGCCAGCCGUCUGUUGAUUGAAGGUACCGCCCCUUCCAGGUGGAUGUCGCUGACCUAUCAAGAGCCUGUCAACCUCGCCCUCGCCGAGUUCAUCAGCACCAAAACCACCCUCUCUCUCCCUCCUUCCCCCGCCAGCCCCUCCGUCGCGCGUCGGCCCAGUACCCCGCGGGACAUUACAGGUUUCUUCAUCCCGCCUCCUCCCAAGCUCGCCCCGGGCAGAAAGACGUUGGGCGAGAUGAUGGAUGAGCUGGAGAAGAGAGGGGAAGGGGUGAAUGUUGAGGUGGAGGUGUUGGUACAGAUUGGAGAGUAG